AUGAAGAAGUUUUCCAAGAUCCUGUCGCGGCGACUUGGGCGAUCCGGCGACGAUGACCAUCGCCGUUGGGACGGCGGCCUCGAGUCAUCGCUGGACUUUCACCAGCUGACGUCCAGGCGGUGGCGCAGUGGUGACGAUGGACUGGCGAUGAAUGGCGAGAACCACAGCCGCAUCUUCACAAAGGAGGUUCCCAAGUACGGCGCCGGGAGGAUCUUGGCGGACGGGAGCGACGACGCCGGGCAGCUCUGCGAAGUUUGCCGGGAGAUUGACUUUGCGAGCCUGCUGGACUGGCAGCCCGGGGAUUCAAGGCCGUGGGUUUCGUUGGCACACUGCUUGAAGCUGAGGCUGCCCGAGGACGAAGGGCUGGGCCUCGACGGGAUGACGCUGGACGGAGACGAGAUGAGCGAGGACGAGAGGCGGAGGAAGAAGAGGAAGGAGGGAAACCAGUGUCCGUGGUGUGUCUUCUUCCACUCGAUGAUCACCACGGUCUCGGAAGGGGACGAGGCUGGCGGCUUGGAUGGGAGGGAUGGGAGGGUCAUGAAGGCCAAGUUCACGCCGUAUCUGCGUAUUCGCUUGGCCUUUGAGCGGCUUGGCGGUGGGGAGAAGCACGCGUUGGGGAAAUCGGUGCUCUUUGAAGUCACGACGAGGAACCGGUCUCUCCCAUGGGGGUACAUUGUGAAGGCUGCGCCGGCUCUGGCGCAAACGGAGGAGGAAGCCAAUGCCGAUGCUGAGACGGCGACGGAGACGGAUGCGGAACUGGAGGCGGAGACGAGCACGCAAGGGGAGAUGGAAACGGGGACGGAUUCGGGAGUCGAGGCCGAUGCGGAAUUGAAAGAGGAGCUGUUAUCAGAGGUUAAGCCAAGGGCAUCGACAGCCGACGACGUGGAGGAUCAUGUCGAAGAGACGCCAGUUGAGGCGAAGCAGAAUAGUCAUGCGAAAGUCAACGGAAAAGACAAGCGACGGGACGAAUCAAGGGUCGUUCGAGGGAGGGAGAUCACUCCGCUGCUCCAUCUCCCGCUGGCAAGGAGCUGGGUUGAUUUUUGCGACGAGAACCAUGCUGCCGAGGCCUGCUCCGUCAAGAACCUGACGUUGGUCAAGGGAUUGAAGCUGAUCGAUUGCGAGGAGAACAGAGUUGUUCUUGCAGAGCAGCUGUCUGCCGCAGCACCUCACGACGAGAUACAAGACGAUAAAAGCCAGACCGGCACUCGCAACAGCCAUGAGAACAGCACCAGGCACCAGAACGUGGAUUAUGUCACGCUCAGCUAUGUCUGGGGAAGUUCUCGCCGCAAGGACAACGAGGCCACCUCUGAACAAGGAACCGACGACGACGACCAGCUGCCGCGCCAGCUCCCGAAACUGAUUGCCGAUGCUAUUUCCACCACCAAAGGCCUUGGAUAUCGGUACCUUUGGGUCGACCGAUAUUGUAUGCCCGCAAAGGGAGACGUGGAGGGAGCGUCGGAGCGUCAGAGACAGCUUAGCCUCAUGGGCCAGAUAUUCAGCCACUCGGCACUGACGCUCGUCGUUGCCGCGGGCGAAGGCGUUGACGACGGCAUCGUCGGAGUCAGCGCGCCGCGCGAAGAGCAGCUGUCAAUACAAACGGAGUCGGACCUCUUCACCACGUCGCUCCUUCGCCCAGACCUCGAGGUCGCUUCGUCCAAGUGGGCGUCUCGCGCAUGGACAUACCAGGAGGGUCUCUUGUCGCGGCGACGCCUCAUUUUCACGCCCUCGCAGACUUACUUUCAGUGCCAGGCCGUGCACUGUCACGAGAGCCUUUCUUUACCCCUCGAAUAUGCACCGGGGUUGAACUUUGGUCGGGUCUUUCCCUCCUCGACCGAAGACAGCCUUCGGCCUAACAGGCUGAAGAACCAUAUCAAGGCCUACCUGGCCAAGAGUCUUACUUGUACCGACGACCAUCUAGACGCCUUCAGGGGCUUGCUCCACGAAUACUCACGGCGGGAGAAACUCCCCGUAGAGCACCUGCUCGGCCUGCCCCUUUUCCACCCCGACGACUUUACCAGGCACAAGGUCGUCAGCCAAACGGACCGCCUGGCCGUUGCCCUGGGGUGGAUGCCCAACCGCACGCUCCCUUCCUCUUCCAUCUCCGCCUCCACUACCUCUUCCCACGACGACCUCCUUCACAACCCCGUCAUCGACCCUUACUCCCUCAUCGAUCCCCCCUGUCCCUUUCCCUCGUGGACCUGGCUCGCGUGGCGGCCCAACCAAACAACGUACAACUACAACACCCCCAGCUACUCCUUCAACUUCAACCUCGUCGACGACGCAUCGCCGCUGCUCGACGGCGUGUCGGCCGCGCCCGGGAUGGAAGUCUCCGUCGGCUUUAGCGAUGGCAUGGUUCUCUCGUGGGAGAUUGACGGCGACGCCAUUGCCCGCAAGGCCGACAAGAUCGAGAUGCUGCGCCUCAAGACGUACUGCUUCGACCUAAACGUCAAGAGAACUCCCGCGGGCGCGGGCAACAGGUCGACCCUGUCCCUGGCCGAGCCCGUUGCCUCCGCGCUGGGCAGGUCCGCUUCCGAAUACAUCGACGCCUGGAUCCGCCGCUCGUCCGUCACCACCCUCUUCGCCUCUGCCGAGGACGAGCCCGUCGACCCGGAGUACCACCUCGUCGGCGUCCUCGUCUCGGGCCGCCACUGGAAGUCCGAUGGGCCGAUUCAUCGCGCUACGGGCCCGGGGAGCGCCGCGGCCACGGCGACGGCGCUGAUAUGCGGACGCAGGAACUGGGAUCCCGAGGGCCAGUGGGUGCGCCUGGGCGCGCUGAGCAUCGCGUAUGGCGGGCUGGUGCCUGUGGCGGACGAGGCUGACGCGUCCAUCAUGAAGGGUGUCGAUGCGAGGAGCGGGGAGAAGAAGGAUUUGAGGGUACGCCUGCGGGAGUUGGACAUUUACUGA
Messenger RNA from Trichoderma aggressivum f. europaeum, 2904 nucleotides. RefSeq lists its product as uncharacterized. The transcript has a single exon. NCBI's taxonomy places the organism in Eukaryota, Fungi, Ascomycota, Sordariomycetes, Hypocreales, Hypocreaceae. Bases 1 to 2904 code for a protein of 967 amino acids. The record is from RefSeq and is a predicted model, not a curated record.